Osmia lignaria (orchard mason bee) is the source of this 1983-nucleotide messenger RNA. NCBI's taxonomy places the organism in Eukaryota, Metazoa, Arthropoda, Insecta, Hymenoptera, Megachilidae. The record is from RefSeq and is a predicted model, not a curated record.
CGAAAAACAUGGCGUUGUGCUCGUUCUAUUUAAUACACGUGUUUGAGAUCAGAAUUGUGACAAGUAUAUUUAAUCUUUAGCGAAAUGUUAGUUUGAUCGUUGAUAUCAGAAUAAUUUUAUUGAACGCAAAAUGACAUCAAAAAAUGCAAUUACUUACAGAAAGCAGAUACCAUGAUCAAGCACCUAUUAGUAAAGAAAAAUUAGAGAAAUAUGGUAAAGGUAAAGGAGUUGACGUACAACGAAGAACAUUUACAAUAAAGAACAAGAUCUUAAGACAAAAAUUAAGAAGAAAAGAAAGGAUUAUUGACGAUACGAUAAAGGACACUGCUCGUACUGAAUUACUUUUAACAGAAGAGUAUGGUUGUUUAGAGGCUGAUUCGGGAGAAACAACAUUACAGUAUAAACAAAGAGAAAUUGCAAACAACGUAGAUAUAACCAGUGCAUCCAAACACUUUACACUGGACUUGGAAUUUGGGCCAUAUUAUAUUAAAUAUACAAGAAACGGCAGACAUUUAGUUUUAGCUGGAAGAAAAGGACACGUAGCUGCUUUUGAUUGGGUCACAAAAAAAUUGGCAUGCGAAAUAAAUGUUAUGGAAUCUGUGCACGAUGUGUCGUGGUUACACGUAGAAACAAUGUUUGCGGUAGCACAAAAGGAUUGGGUGUAUAUAUACGACAAUGUCGGAAUCGAACUUCAUUGUCUGAAAGCGAUGCAUAGAGUUAAUAAAUUGGAAUUUUUACCUUAUCAUUUUUUACUCGCUAGCGCAUCUAAAGAAGGUUUCCUCGUAUGGUUAGACGUUUCUAUAGGUAAAUUUAUAUCCAGCUUCAAUUCUAAAGUGGGAAACGUAGCAGUAAUGACACAAAAUCCGAGUAACGCGGUACUUUGCGUGGGUGACACGAAAGGAAUAGUUUCUAUGUGGUCCCCGAAUAGUUCGAAACCGUUAGCAAAAAUGUUAUGUCACACUCAAGCGGUAAAUAGUUGUACCGUUCAUCCAUAUGGAACUUAUAUGGCGACCAGUUGUGCAGCUGGAUACGUGAAGGUGUGGGAUAUCAGACAGUUGGCUGGUCCAGUAAAUAAUUAUCGUGCACGUACCGCCGUUAAUCAUUUAUCUUACAGCCAACGAGGUCACUUGGCAAUGGCAAUGGGAAAUGUAGUAGAAGUUUAUCGACCUUUUGCAGAAGAAACAAAACCGUAUUUGCGUCAUAGAGAUAAGCGAGGUGUAACUAGUAUGCAGUUCUGUCCAUACGAAGAUAUCUUGGGUAUCGGUACAACCGGAGGAAUUUCUUCCCUCUUGAUACCCGGAAGCGGAGAAGCAAACUUUGAUGCUCUUGAGAACAAUCCUUUCCAGACUAAGAGUCAGAGACGCGAAACCGAAGUGAAGGCAUUACUGGAUAAAAUUCAACCAGAGUUAAUUUCUUUAGAUCCGAUUACAAUAACAGAAGUAGAUGUGCCUAGUUUGAAAGAUAAGAUAGAGGCAAAGAAGAAACUUUUGCAUCUUAAACCGAAAAAUAUAGACUUUAAGCCUCGCAGAACAAAAGCUAAGGGAAAAGGAGGAACGGCUAAAGUAAUAAAAACUAAGAAAAUUUUGAAGGAUUUAAGCAAACGGGAAAGCAUUGAUAUACUUGGUCGUGCAGAUGUUCUUCGAUCAGAAACGAAUAAGAUAGAAGAACCUAAAAAGGAUUAUGGAGUACUGAAUAGGUUUUUAUCAAAAUCUAGUAAGAACCAGAACUGGUAAUGUAAGUCAGUAUACGUAUUUCUUUAUGUUCUCGUACAGAAAGUUUAUUAUUAUUAUAUUUCUCACUAUUUUCAUUUUCAGAAACAGUUUAUAAUAUGUUAAUAGAAAAGAAAUUAAUUGAUUAAUUGUAUGUAUCGCGUUAAAGUAACAAGGAAUUUAAUAAAGGUAAGCAUUUUAUAUUUGUCUUGCUAUAAUUUAAUAAUUGUUACGUUCGGGGGGGGGAAUAAAUUAUUUGAUUAAUUCUGGAAAA